Messenger RNA from Pseudophryne corroboree (corroboree frog), 1551 nucleotides. Its product is annotated as oocyte zinc finger protein XlCOF7.1-like. The transcript has 3 exons. Lineage: Eukaryota; Metazoa; Chordata; Amphibia; Anura; Myobatrachidae. The record is from RefSeq and is a predicted model, not a curated record. The coding region runs from base 1 to 1551 and encodes 516 amino acids.
AUGUCUGAUCAGAGAGAAGCACUUGCUGGCCCAAUAACUAUGGAUGAAAUCAAUAAAACCAUAUCUAACCUUCCUCAUGGAAAGUCUCCGGGACAUGAUGCAGGUGAGAAGCCAUAUUCCUGUUCUCAGUGUGGGAAAUGUUGUGCAUAUAAAUCAAAUCUUGUUAUACAUCAGAGAAGUCACACAGGUGAGAAGCCAUAUUCCUGUUCUGAGUGUGGGAAAUGUUUUACACAGAAAUCAGAUCUUGUUACACAUCAGAGAAGUCACACAGGUGAGAAGCCAUAUUCCUGUUCUGAGUGUAGGAAAUGUUUUCCACGGAAAUCAGAACUUGUUACACAUCAGAGAAGUCACACAGGUGAGAAGCCAUAUUCCUGUUCUGAGUGUAGGAAAUGUUUUCCACGGAAAUCAGAACUUGUUACACAUCAGAGAAGUCACACAGGUGAGAAGCCAUAUUCCUGUUCUGAGUGUGGGAAAUGUUUUGCACAGACAUCAGCUUUUGUUACACAUCAGAGAAGUCACACAGGUGAGAAGCCAUAUACCUGUGCUGAGUGUAGGAAAUGUUUUUCACGGAAAUCAGAUCUUGUUAUACAUCAGAGAAGUCACACAGGUGAGAAGCCGUACGUCUGUUCUGAGUGUGGGAAAUGUUUUGCAUGGAAAUCAAAUCUUGAUACACAUAAGAGGAGUCACACAGGUGAGAAGCCAUAUUCCUGUUCUCAGUGUGGGAAAUGUUUUGCAUCAAAAUCAUAUCUUGUUACACAUCAGAAAAGUCACACAGGCGAGAAGCCAUAUUCCUGUUUUGAGUGUGGGAAAUGUUUUGCAUAUAAAUCAAAUCUUGUUACACAUCAGAGGAGUCACACAGGUGAGAAGACAUUUUCCUGUUCUGAGUGUGGGAAAUGUUUUGCAUAUAAAUCAAAUCUUGUUACACAUCAGAGAAGUCACACAGGUGAGAAGCCAUAUUCCUGUUCUGAGUGUAGGAAAUGUUUUACACAGAAAUCAGAUCUUGUUACACAUCAGAGAAGUCACACAGGUGAGAGGCCACUGAUAUGUUCAGAGUGUGAAAAAUAUUUUACACAGAAAUCAGACCUUAUCACACAUCAGCGAACUCACAUAGGUGAGAAGCCAUUUCCAUGUUCUGAGUGUGGGAAAUGUUUUGCACACAAAUCACAUCUUGUUAUACACCACAGAUGUCACACAGGUGAGAAGCCAUUUCCAUGUUCUGAGUGUGGGAAAUGUUUUACACAAAAAUCACAUCUUGUUAUACAUCAGAGAAGUCACACAUCUGAGAAGCCAUUUCCAUGUUCUGAGUGUGGGAAAUGUUUUGCACACAAAUCAGCUCUUGUUAGACAUAACAUAAGUCACACAGGUGAGAAGCAAUUUCCAUGUUCUGAGUGUGGGAAAUGUUUUGCACACAAAUCACAUCUUGUUAUACAUUACAGAAGUCACACAGGUGAGAAGCCAUUUUCUUGCUCUGAGUGUGGGAAAUGUUUUGCACACAAAUCAGUUCUUGUUAGACAUCACAGAAGUCACACAGGUGAGAAGCCAUUUCUAUAA